Messenger RNA from Punctularia strigosozonata HHB-11173 SS5, 477 nucleotides. RefSeq lists its product as uncharacterized. NCBI's taxonomy places the organism in Eukaryota, Fungi, Basidiomycota, Agaricomycetes, Corticiales, Punctulariaceae. The transcript is spliced from 3 exons. The record is from RefSeq and is a predicted model, not a curated record. Bases 1 to 477 code for a protein of 158 amino acids.
AUGCCGGUUGAUCUGGACUCCGUCCUUGGCAUGUACUCCUCUCCGAAGACGAGGUUUUCCACGACGUUCAACGGCCACAAAGAUCUGGAGAUCCCACUGAACAGCGGAUCCAUUCUGCGUGAUGAGAAAUUGACGAUCGAACGACUCAUGCUUGUACCGCUCCCGCCCGCGUUUAUGGCAUUCUUGAGCGCCUGCGAAACAGCCCAAGGGGACUUUAAACAGCCUGAUCAGGUAGUCCACCUCGCUGCUGCUAUGUUUUUCGCAGGCUUCAAAAAUAUCGUCGCUACGCUCUGGUCGAUGACGGAUGCAGACGGGCCGGAGAUAGCUCGGUCUAUAUAUCAGAACAUAUUCAGCAGCGAAUCAGAUCACAUCGACCCCGACGAUAUCGCGUACGCCCUCGACGAGGCCAUCACGAAACUGCGGAUCGCGCAGCCUGAGCCUUUCAGAUGGGAAUCGUAUGUACAUAUAGGGAUUUGA